This is a messenger RNA of Vitis riparia (riverbank grape), 1173 nucleotides long. RefSeq names its product peptidyl-prolyl cis-trans isomerase CYP21-1. Gene Ontology annotation, biological process: protein folding; protein peptidyl-prolyl isomerization. Gene Ontology annotation, cellular component: intracellular membrane-bounded organelle. Bases 171 to 842 code for a protein of 223 amino acids. Gene Ontology annotation, molecular function: peptidyl-prolyl cis-trans isomerase activity. NCBI's taxonomy places the organism in Eukaryota, Viridiplantae, Streptophyta, Magnoliopsida, Vitales, Vitaceae. The transcript has 7 exons. The record is from RefSeq and is a predicted model, not a curated record.
AAUCUGACUUCCAGCCAUCAAAUCUAAUGACUUUUAAAAAUUUCCAGAGAUCCUGAGAUUAAUGGCUCUGCAAACACUGCAACCAACAACUACUGACAGUGGCGUUUCGGAUGGGGUGUAGAGAGUGAGGGAUCCUUGUUGAUGGUUGAUUGGAGAGCAGGCGGCGAAGGAUGCGUCGAGAAAUUUCGAUUUUGCUUCAGCCACGAUGGAUUCUUCCCAUUCUCAUGGCCACUAUUUUACUCAUUCUUUUCCUGUCCGUUUACCCUAGGGGGGAAGAGACGGCAGAAGAGGUGCCCGAAAUUACUCACAGAGUGUUUUUGGAUAUCGAUAUCGAUGAACAACAUAUAGGUAGAAUAGUUAUUGGUCUGUAUGGCAAUGUUGUACCAAAAACUGCUGAAAACUUCCGGGCUUUGUGCACAGGGGAGAAGGGCAAAGGUGCCAGUGGAAAAAAGCUUCAUUAUAAGGGGACACCAUUUCAUCGUAUAAUAUCCGGAUUCAUGAUCCAGGGUGGAGAUACUGUCCAUGGCGAUGGGAGAGGGAGUGAGUCUAUAUAUGGUGGCACAUUUCGAGAUGAGAAUUUCAGGAUAAAACAUUCACAUGCAGGUGUUGUUUCCAUGGUGAAUUCAGGACCUGAUUCUAAUGGCUCUCAGUUUUUCAUCACCACAGUCAAGGCUAGCUGGUUGGAUGGGGAGCAUGUUGUAUUGGGCAAGGUUAUUCAAGGCAUGGACAUUGUCUACACAAUAGAAGGUGGAGCUGGAACCUACAAUGGAAAACCCAGGAAGAAGGUCAUUAUCUCAGACUCGGGCGAGAUACCCAAGAGCGAUUGGGAAGAAGAAAGCUGAUGCUCAUCAAAUGCUCUCUUGGGUCUGCAAUAGAUCAAGUUUUCAGAAUUUUUGGUGAUUGUUUUGCAUUUUGUUCCUCUGUAUCAUGUUGAUGAAACAAUGCUGAUCAUCAUUUAUUGUGAUCAUGAACUCAGGGAUUAGUGUCUUAGACAUUUUGUAUAUAUGUGUAUUUUUUAAAAAAAUUUUGAUUGUGACUAACACAAUGUAGAGGAAUGAAAGAAAAUGAUUCUAUUUUGGAAGCAAUUGUGUAAGGACAAAAGCUAGAGGGAAUGUAGAAGUUUUGGACAUGGUUUUCUUUUAUGGACCUACAUGGAAAACUUUGAGCUUUUGA